GGUCAGUGUUCCACACGGACGCUUCCAGGUGUAACACACGAGGUGCAGCCUUGAAAGCGGUUUGUUAUGAUUUUAGAACUGAAAUCAUAACUGUAGUAAUAAAAUCAGAGGAAUGUUGAACUGAUAAUCAGACAAACACAGGAGAAACACUCACAGGUUUGAGCUGUUUCUGUGUUGAAAGACAACCGUAAAAUGCUGUUUUCCGGGUUAAAAGUGUGGACUUCGAGGAGUUUAUGGAUACAUCGACUUCAUGAAGGUAUUAAUGGAGGUGGAAAAGCUCGUUAUUCCUCUUGCAGUCCAAAGGUUUGUAUUGUUGGAGGCGGCCCGGCGGGUUUCUACACAGCUCAACACCUGAUCAAGGCUCGUCCGGACGUUACGGUGGAUAUUUACGAGCGUCUUCCCGUCCCCUUCGGUCUGGUCCGGUUCGGAGUGGCUCCCGAUCAUCCAGAAGUUAAGAACGUCAUCAACACUUUCACGCAGACGGCCCGACACAAGCGCUGCAGUUUCUAUGGCAACGUGAACGUGGGGAAGGAUUUGAGCGUGACGGAGCUGCAGGAAGCGUACCAUGCUGUCGUUCUGAGUUACGGUGCGGAGGGCAACCGGAGGAUGGGCGUGCCGGGAGAAGAUCUGUCCGGAGUUUAUUCUGCCAAAGAUUUUGUGGGAUGGUACAACGGGCUCCCGAGCUGCAGAGAGCUGGGUCCGGACCUGAGUUGUGAGACAGCUGUGAUUCUGGGACAGGGCAACGUUGCUCUGGACGUAGCGAGAGUCCUGCUGUCGCCCAUCGACUUGUUAAAGAAGACGGACAUCACUCAGCCGGCCCUCGAGGUUCUGGAGGAGAGUCGGGUCCGAAGGGUUCUGAUCGUCGGGAGGAGAGGACCGACACAGAUCGCAGGAACUGUCAAGGAGGUUAGAGAAAUGGUGAAUCUUCCGAACACCAGACCGGACAUGUUGGCGUCGGAUUUUGAGGGCGUCAAAGAAGCUCUUAAAGAUUUGCCGAGGCCCAGGAAGCGUCUGACGGAGCUCAUGCUGAAGACGGCCAUGGAGACCCCGGGAGAAAAGGAGCAUGAGAGGCGGGAAAAGGCCUCCCGCGUCUGGGGCCUUCGCUUCUACCGGAGCCCAGUGGAAAUCCUGGCCGACCCUGAACGCAGCAGCAGGAUGGCUGGCAUCCGGUUGGCGGUCAACAAUCUGGAGGGAUCAGGCGAGGAAGCCCGGGCGGUGUUGACCGGAGAGAUGGAGGAUGUGAGCUGUGGACUGAUUAUCAGCAGCAUCGGAUAUAAGAGCCUCUCCAUCGACCCCUCGGUGCCGUUUGACUCCCACAGAGCCAUCGUGCCCAACAACAUGGGCCGGAUUCAAGAAGCUCCAGGUCUCUACUGUAGUGGCUGGCUGAAAACAGGCCCCACUGGUGUGAUAGCGACCACUUUGAACAAUAGUUUUGACACGGUUCGAUCCAUGCUGGAGGACAUGGACUCUGGAACGUUGAACACAUCGGCUGCGAAGCCGGGAUCACAAAGCAUCAACGCUCUGCUGGAAAACAGAGGAGUGAAACCAGUGACUUUCUCCGAGUGGGAGAAGAUUGACAGUGAGGAAGUUCGGAGGGGGGCGGCGAUCGGGAAACCCCGAGAAAAACUGCUGACUGUGGAGGAAAUGCUACAGGUGGCUGGAAAAUAACCUGAAGACGACAACAUUUCAUACCGUCCUGUCUGGGAUCAAUGACAGAAAUUACAUUAAAUGAUACGUAAUAAAAGCUAUUAGGUACUGCAGUUUACCCGUUAAAGCUUUUAGUUUUCGUUCAACUUCCAAUCAAUCCAAAGCACUGAAAAACUAAGUUUCCUGACGUGCCAACAUUAAAGACAAUUCUCUAUUAGAUGCUAUACAUAAUGAACUCCACUCUAAUAUAAUGUAUGUAUUUUAAAACGGGAAACUUCAUUAUUUGUCAACCCCAAAUGUAUAAUUGGUUCGGUAUUGAGUGAGAGUUACCGUUCACAUGUUUAUUUCAGGGUAUCUUUGCUCUCAAGAGCCCCUAUUAUGCUUUUUGUUGCUUACAUAAUACUGGACUCAUUUCAAAAACUGUUUCCCCAAUAGACAUGGGACACUGUUCAGGAAAAAUACUGAAGUUUCUCUUUAGAAGAGCAAUGACUGCUUGGGGACCAAAUUAUAUUUUGCAAGUGUUUGCACUGAAACAGAUAUUUUAUAAAUAAAUCAUGAUUUAUAUCC
Gymnodraco acuticeps is the source of this 2214-nucleotide messenger RNA. RefSeq names its product ferredoxin reductase (gene fdxr). Bases 193 to 1668 code for a protein of 491 amino acids. Lineage: Eukaryota; Metazoa; Chordata; Actinopteri; Perciformes; Bathydraconidae. The transcript is spliced from 13 exons. The record is from RefSeq and is a predicted model, not a curated record. Gene Ontology annotation, cellular component: mitochondrion. Gene Ontology annotation, biological process: ubiquinone biosynthetic process.